AUGCCCACAAAUGAGGAAGGUUCAGUCGAUGCACCGGCCACUUAUAUGGAGGGCAAUUUUAUUUCAGCUUUGGAUUUUGCCACUGCCCAUCAAAGCACUCCUCAACAGGUCAGGACUUUUCCACAGCAUCACGCCUCUGAUCAAUUAUUGUCCUCUCAACAUUGUUCUGGCCAACCAAUUUUACAGGAUGUCCUGUCGAAACGAGAGACAGAUCUUGGAUCCUCGCACUGGCAGCAGUCACUUGAAGAAAGUGAUCAGCUGACACACCAACGGCCUCAACAGAUGGGGCCAUUUACUUCCAAUUCUUCACCUGCCUCUGCAUCUUCUUACGACGAACGGCAUGUUAGCGGUCAUUCGAGCCGCCAUGACAUCGGUGAAUCCAGCUUCUUGGCUACAACUGAAAAAGAAGAGGCUAAAUUGAACAUUCAGCCUUUCCAGAAUAAUGAGUACGAAGUAAAUCUAAAAAGGCUUGACAAGAAACUUAGUAUUUGUCAGCAAGGAGAUGACUUCUUUCAGCACUCCGCGGACGAGGUCGGUGCUGAUGGUUACGAACGAGAUUACGCUGGCGAUCAAGAGGUUGCCAUAGCGAGUGAAGAGCACAAGGAGGGGAAAGAACAAGGAAGCCGCGAAAAAGGGGGUGAGAGCUAUGGGACUGAAGAGGGAAAUACUUCUCUAUAUGCGGAUCCAUUAAAACACCGUCAUGGCGAACCUAUGACUCUAUCCGUCGUCAAAAAGACUCUUAUGAAUCCAUCCAGAGUAGCCAAUCAUCUGAUGGUCAUUCACAACUCGCACCAGCCAGGAAAAUGUGAGUAUUUAUCUUCUUUGACCCGGCUUUUAUUAGAUAAUUUAUUAAAUAAUUGA
Molecule: messenger RNA, 861 nt
Organism: Protopolystoma xenopodis
Lineage: Eukaryota; Metazoa; Platyhelminthes; Monogenea; Polystomatidea; Polystomatidae
Source: the annotation of a GenBank genome assembly